Molecule: messenger RNA, 735 nt
Organism: Vespa velutina
Lineage: Eukaryota; Metazoa; Arthropoda; Insecta; Hymenoptera; Vespidae
Exons: 6
Coding region: 52-702 (216 amino acids)
Biological process (GO): detection of chemical stimulus involved in sensory perception of smell; sensory perception of smell
Cellular component (GO): plasma membrane
Molecular function (GO): olfactory receptor activity; odorant binding
Source: RefSeq, a predicted model, not a curated record
GGUAUAAUAAAUGAAACUGAAUUGAUAAUACCAGUUUAUAUCGACUAUUUCAUGAAAAAUCAAAUGUAUUAUUACUUCAUUCUUAUCAUCGAAUAUGUAAUUAUAAUAAUCGUCUGUAUGGUAGGCAUUGCUAAUUAUUCCAUGUUUAUUGCAAUUAUACAGCAUGCUUGUGCACUUUUUGACAUCGUCGAAUGGCGGGUCAAUGAAAGAUUUAAAAAAAAAUCACACAAUUUUUAUUAUGCCAUUAGUAAUAAUGAAUUAAACGAGGAAAAUGAAUGGAUAAUUGGUAUAAUAGAAUUCUACAAAAAUGCAAUAAAAUUUGUCGAUUUAUUGAAAUCAUUUUAUGAAACAAUUCAUUUGUUCGAAGAAUUAUUGAUAUUUGUAUUUUCUUUUACACUGAAUAAAACAGAAGGAUUAACAAAGCUCUUUUAUGUCAUUGGAUCUUUUUUCGUAAUAUAUGUUUACUUUUAUCUUGCACAAAAAUUAAUUGAUCACAAUACCAACGUAUUUUUAAUAUUCUGCGAAAUUCCGUUUUAUUCGUUAUCAUUGAAAACACAAAAAUUGUUACCCCUUUUGAUAAUGAAAAGCAUGAGACAGUGCAGUUUAUCGCUGACGAGUGCGAUAGUGGUAUCCCAUGAUCUAUUGGCGACGUCAAUAAAGAAGUCAUUUUCUUUCGCUGCGGUAUUGUUUAAUCUGCGAUGAAUACAAUCGAAGAUAAUUUUAUAUAACAUUUGG